GAGCUGGUUCGUGAAGUCACCACAAGGAAGUGCAGUAUAAAUUUUGUCAAGCAACUUCCUCCUUACAGAAAUAGAGAAAUGAGGGCUGUUUUUUUUUUUUAAGUAGUUGCUACACUUAGCAUAACUAUUGAAUUUCUCCAAUACUCAAGUUUAAUUUCCCUUUCUUCCCACUGUAGUGGGUGUCAUGAAGGAGACUGGGAGAGUGACGAUCAGAAAAUUUUCAGUCUGAAAAUUUCACCUCUCUGCCCUUGAACAAAUUUUGUUAAACAGUGCCCUGUUUAACAAAAUCUACAUUUACAGCUCCUGUGACAAAACUCAAGGAAAUCUGGUAUAAAUGAGUAACAGCUCAAUAUGUAUUCGACCAAGCAAGAUCUCUUCUGUGGCUUUACCACUCACUUAUACCUUCCUUUGUAUCAUUGGUGUCUUUGGAAAUUCUCUCUCUCAAUGGGUAUUUUUAACAAAAAUAGGUAAGAGAACGUCAACGCAUAUCUACCUUGCACAUCUUGUGACUGCAAACUUACUCGUGUGCAGUGCGAUGCCUUUCAUAAGCAUCUAUUUCUGGAAAGGCGACGAAUGGGAAUAUCAAUCUGCACAGUGCAGGGCAGUGAAUUUUCUGGGAACUGUUUCCAUGCAUGUAAGCAUGUUUGUCAGCCUCUUGAUUUUGUGUUGGAUUGCCGUAAGCCGCUAUGCUACCUUAAUGAAAAAGGAUUCCAUACAAGAGACCACUUCAUGCUAUGAUAGAGUCUUCUACGGCCAUUUACUGAAAAAAUUUCGCCAGCCCAACUUUGCUAAAAAACUCUGUGUUUACAUCUGGGUAAUUGUAGGAGGUAUAAUAGUUCCAGUUAUCGUAUACUACUCAGUGGUAGAGACUACAGAGGAAGGAGAAAACUUGUGCUAUAAUUGGAAGACAGAAUCCGGGGCUAUGCUCUCUCAGAUUGCAGGCCUCAUUGGAACUACAUUCAUUGGAUUCUCAUUUUUAGUUGUGCUAACCUCAUACUACUCUUUUGUCAGUCAUCUAAGAAAAAUAAGAACCUGUACAUCCAUUAUGGAGAAAGAUAUGACUUACCAUUCUGUGAGAAAGCAUCUGUUGGUCAUUCAGAUUCUGCUAAUAGUUUGUUUUCUUCCAUACAGCAUUUUUAAACCCAUUUUUUAUGCUCUACUAAAUGCUGACUGUGAGCAACGGAAUUUUUUAAUAGAAAUAAAAAACAUCCUUACCUGUCUUGCAUCAGCCAGAAGUAGUACAGACCCCAUUAUAUUUCUUUUUUUAGACAAAAAGUUCAAGAAGACAUUAUAUUCUCUUUGUACAAAAUCUGAUUCACAUAUACAAGAGCCCUGUGAUUAACUUCUGAAUGGAAAACACCGUCAAUAGAAAAAGAGUUCAUAUGACUAUUCGAGAUGUUAAACAGAGUGAUUAACAUGUCAUAGUUUGGUUGACAACAGAUAUCAAGAAGAUCUCUUUGAUUUAAACAUAUAGACAUAGUAUUUCAUGGCUGUGAACAAAGAAUGAAAUGAUUUCUGACCCCUGCUUCCUAGUAUUUAUAAUACAGUGGUCUACUGUGGCUAAUAUUUUGUUGGUAACUUUAAGAAUGAGUAAAGGAAAAAAUGAGUAAGAAGUGUCUUAAUUUAGUCCUAUCUAGAUGUAUAAAUAAGUGUCAAAGUCUAAGGUCUUAUAAAGACACUUCAUAUUAUCUGGCACAUGUUACUGGGAGAGGUAAUAAUCACUGAGUCUAUAUUUAUUAAGUAGAUAAUAUUUAUAAGUAUACUUAAAUACUUUGACUAAGAUUUAUCAAAAAGAUAAUACAAUGCUACUGUAUGCUGAUCAUAUUUUGUGUAUUUCUUCUACAUUCAAUAUAAAUAAUGUUGUUACAAAUAGUACCCGGUCUGUAGACAUGUUCAACUAAAUUUUUGUGUGUGUGAAAUAAAUGAAUAAAAGGUCAGAUAAUGUAAUAUCAUAUUCUAGACAUUGGUUUCUGGAGUUAGAUUCCCUAGGUUCAACCUUUGGUCUACCUCUUGAUUAGCUGGAUAAUCUUAAGUAAAUUAUUUUUUCUUCUUAAGUGUUCACUUCUUCAUUUGUAGGAUGAAAAAAAAAUAGCACGGACUUCAGUUACCAUUAUCGUUACUGCGAGUAGCUAGCUACCAUUUUUGUGCCAGGCACUUUGCUUAUAUAAUGAAUUAUUUUAAUCAUCACAAUUUACAGAUGACAAACCUGAAGUGUAUAGUUAAGUCAUUCACAUUUUCUUCAAUAUAUAAGUAGACAUUUAAAGAGGAAAUAUGCCUUAAAGGUUGCUCCUGCCAUGAAUCUUAUUAGUAAGGCAAAUGCUUGUGACUGUAUACUGUAUUCUAUACAUUAUAAUCUAAAGUAUUUCAAUGUGUAUUUUAUCUUCCAAAAGAGAUCAUAAGAACCUUCAGAGCUCUAGUCCUUUCUCUUCUUUUACCUCCUUCCCUUUCCUUC
This is a messenger RNA of Erinaceus europaeus (western European hedgehog), 2452 nucleotides long. RefSeq names its product G protein-coupled receptor 82 (gene GPR82). The record is from RefSeq and is a predicted model, not a curated record. The transcript has 2 exons. Gene Ontology annotation, cellular component: membrane. Bases 335 to 1342 code for a protein of 335 amino acids. Gene Ontology annotation, molecular function: G protein-coupled receptor activity. Lineage: Eukaryota; Metazoa; Chordata; Mammalia; Eulipotyphla; Erinaceidae. Gene Ontology annotation, biological process: G protein-coupled receptor signaling pathway.